GUUUUGGACUCACCUGAUGCAGGUCGGAGGCUUCAGACCUCCGGGGGAUCUGCGCAGCGACCUAAUGGUCGAGUUGAAGCCGCGAUUAAUCGAUUGUUUUGUUCGGGGGGGUCGCCGAGGAGCCUGCGGGAGGUGUGCCUGCGUAAAUACGCGCAGCGGUGAAGGGAGGAGGAGGCGGAGAGAGGAGAGAUUCUUCAGUGAGAACGAGCUUGAUGAUCAAACCUGUUGGUUCUGCAGGAUUGUGUCUCCGAACAGAGAAUCAAGGAGCGAGAUUACUCCCAAUCCUUUGCCUUUUUUCUUCUUGUUAUUUAUUUUUUUUAAAUAAACGCUUCCUUGGAGCUUCGCCCGUGGGUUCGGACGCGCCACUGGUUCCGGACACGAAGAACAGCUUUGGAAAUGGGUUGACUUGGACCACCUUGACAAGCCAAGAAGGAUUUGUGUCUGAACAGGUUGGGUUUUAACAAGAGAGACUCGUCUCCUCUGAAGCUACAGCAGACUGUGAGGUACGGCAUUCACAAGUGUUUCACAACAAGUCACAGUGAGGCACAGGGAUUUUACAUUCACCUUGAAUUAAAAAAAAACUUAAUUAUGAAAAUGCAAAGAAGCCUUGCAGCGAUUAAACUCUGGUAGUUUUUUUAUUGAAAGACUUUUUCCUUUUCCCACUGAUGGCUCCAUUACUUGGGUGCAAAUCAAACUGAAGAGCUUCGGCCGACGAGAACUUGUUGCCUUGAACAAAUGGUUUUGUCUGGAGCUAUAAAACCCUCUGCCAUAAAGACUUCCUCUUGCAUUAUCGGGGCAAAAGAGACGGGCAUUUUUCUUUAACCAGUCUUGUUUCGAGUCUGGUGCUAUCUCUCUUCUUUUCCUUUUUGUUUGUUUCCAUGCUCUGUUUUUUACUUUGCAGUUUUUGAUGGAUAUGCAUCUUCCUCAGGCAUCUUUUUCCUUUUUUUUUUUGCCAACGGUUUUUAAGGAUAAAGCCAAACAUUUGACAAAAGUAGCUAAUUAAAAGGAAGCAGCAAUAGAGACACGAGGCUUGAAGAGGCAGGAAUAGAAGAAACAGAAGGGCAGAUGGUAUCCCUGCUCGAAAAAACCCCCCAAAAAAACAAACAAAAAAACGGAUGUAUUAAAUAUUUGAACAGACAGGAAGUCGUGACAUCUGGCUGAGAAGUGGGAUUCUCCUUCUUUUCUUAUUCUGCUCACUCGCCACGACUCCUCYGCCCGUCCCACGUUCUGUUCCCCCGGUGGGUGCCGGAGGUCAGCUGGUCACUCAAGCCUGAUAAAAACAAGCUUGUGCUUUUCAGCUUUGCCGUGACCCUCGCUCCCUCGCCCCAUCCCGCUCCUGUCCUCCCUGCUGCCCGCCGUGUCAUGGUGCGUCCUCUCCUCUCGGCCCCGGAGACAUGCCUGUGCAGGAGAUGGCGGUGAGUCCUGUCAAGUCCCUGCGCUGGGAGCAGUUCCCCCCCAUGUCGCAGCGCCGCGUCUACUGCGCGCCCGUCCACCACGAGGGCCUGAUCUACGUGCUGGGGGGCUGCAGCGAGACCGGCGUGCCCCUGGACAGCGUGGAAGUCCUGGACGUGGAGAGCCAGARGUGGAGCCAGCUGCCGCCCUUACCCACCGCACGAGCGGGGGCUUCGGCUGUGGCGCUGGGGGGCCAGGUGAUGGUGCUGGGGGGCAUGAAUCAGCAGCAGACACCCCUGGCCUCUGUGGAAAUGUACCACCCUGACGAGGGCAAAUGGGAGACUAAAGGCAGUUUAGGGCAGCCGUCCAUGGGAGUGACAACAGUGGAGAAAGAUGGGAAGGUGUAUGCCCUGGGCGGUAUGGGGGCCGACACGACGCCUCAGGCUUUUGUGCGAGUUUACGUUGCAGAGAGGGACCAGUGGCAACUGGUGACCUCCAUGCCUACGCCGCGCUACGGAGCAACGCCGUUCGUGAUGGGAAACAGAAUCUACAUGAUGGGUGGUCGUCAGGGGAAGAUGCCAGUGACGGCGUUGGAGGCUUUUGACCUGGAGACGAAGAGCUGGACACGUUUCCCCUGCAUCCCCAGUCGGAGGGCCUUCUCGUGCUGCGCUUCCAACGAGCGGAGCCUCUUCAGCCUGGGGGGGCUCCAGCAGCCGGGGCCUCAUAACUUCUACUCUAGACCUCACUUUGUCAGCACCACUGAGGAGUAUGAUCUGGAUCAAGGUAUUUGGAUCAAACCCACUCGAACGUCCAGGAUGAGAGAGAAACGGGCCGACUUUGUAGCUGGAUGCCUGGGAGGACGGGUCAUCGUAGCCGGGGGUUUAGGGAACGAGCCGUCACCUCUGGGCUCGGUGGAGAGCUACAACCCAGGGAAGCGACGCUGGGAGUACGCGGCGCCCAUGCCCACGGCGCGCUGCUCCUCUGCCCUGCUGCAGACCYCCAGCAUGCUGUUUGUGAUCGGGGGCGUUGCCCAGGGACCCAGUAACGCCGUGGAAGCCCUCUGCCUGGAGGAAACAGUGUGACCCAUGCACACAGACACAAACACACAGGCGCGGGAAUAAACGCAACCUGGCGUUGAUAUUUUCUUCACGGAUGAGUGAAAACUCAACYUAAACCUGAGUCGAAGCCACAGGUUGCGCGGAAAUAAUCUUACCUUGAUGCUCAACUGAUGGAUUCCUCUUUUACGCUGACUUUUUUAGCCAUUUAACAAGAGAACGUUAGUGAAGGAGCUGAACAAAUACAAGAUUAAGGACAUUUUAGGGGAUUUUUUGUGACRGGCAAGGACAGAAAACUGAGCUUUUUUCCUUCUCUCUGGAGAAAUCAGAAGACAACAAUGAGCAAAAAAAACAGACACGCUGACUCUGUGUCUGACGACACACAAUGGCUUUGAACUGUUGAGCAUUUUUUCAGAAUAAAAGCAGGGUUUUUUUCUGGAUAAUAAAGGAACUUAGGGCCAUAAUUGAGUCUCCUCUUUGCAGCAGCGUCGUUCUUCUGCAGCGGCACAACCAUCCGACUCUUUUCUAUCAUGUUUUUUUGUUUUGUUUUGACAUUGUGCUGAGAACGUCUGUUGUGACUUUUUUUUAAAAGAGUGUWGCAAAUGUGAGCACCACAAUCACAGCAUCAAUAACAGCCGUCCGUUACCUUGAGUUCUCACAAGUCGAGCAGCUGCCAGUCAGAAACCCAGCAGUGACUGACCGUGGCCACAGUCACUGUUUUCCUGAUUGAGGAAAAGAUUGACAGCGCUUGAACUUGUCGGCACUUUGCUUCGCCACUCGUCUCCCCGUCCACGCAUCGCAGCAAUCAAUCACUGAGCUCAAACCGCUGCUCACGCUGUAGCCCAGGGAGGGUUUCACUCGUUCACCUACCUGCUGCACUGAAGCAUCCGGAUCAAUCAGCUUCCUGUCGCCUGAUGAGUGUGUUCCCCCGAGUCAACGCUGCUCAGUUUAUUAUUAAACUUAACUUAAACCUACCCUGAUCUGUUUUACCUGAGCAAACUCGUUUAUUUCUGUUUGAGUUGAAGUUAUUGAAUGAAAAAUAUCGUAGCAUGAAAAGGGUUUUAGCACAGCUGCAAAUGGGAUACUUAAGAAAAAGGAACAUUUUAUUUACAUUUUAUAGAGUUUUCCCCAAACAUCUUUUGCUCUUUUUCUGAAAUUGGAUUUUCUCGUCCUCCUUGGUCAGGGGUCUGCAACUUCUACGAUCAAAAGAGCUGGUUUUAUCUGAAAAUGUGACCCUAGUUUCUCUUAUUUGUCCUGUAGACAUUUAGAGAUGUAGCUUUAGUUAAGGCCCUGUCACAUUAUGAUGUUUUAGACAAUUUAUGCCAACUUAUGAAAUGUUU
Messenger RNA from Austrofundulus limnaeus, 3787 nucleotides. It is a transcript of the gene klhdc8b, whose product is annotated as kelch domain containing 8B. The record is from RefSeq and is a predicted model, not a curated record. Bases 1395 to 2474 code for a protein of 359 amino acids. Gene Ontology annotation, molecular function: protein binding. Gene Ontology annotation, cellular component: midbody; intercellular bridge; cellularization cleavage furrow. Gene Ontology annotation, biological process: mitotic cytokinetic process; mitotic nuclear division; nuclear chromosome segregation. Lineage: Eukaryota; Metazoa; Chordata; Actinopteri; Cyprinodontiformes; Rivulidae. The transcript is spliced from 7 exons.